AUGGGUUUGUGCGUCAACCUCGAGACAAGACCGACAUGGAGAGCAUCUGCAUUUCGAGUUUGUGGGUACUUGAAUUUGACCAGAAAUGGCCUCUUGGAACACUCCAAGAAAUUUCAAUUCGAACAUAUCCAAAUACGAAUAGAGGGUAAGCACUGCAUGGUCACAGGAGCGAAUUCUGGCGUUGGUUCUGCAACUGCUGAGGAUCUUGCUUCACGUGGGGCAACUUUUUAUAUGGUGAGUCAUAACAAGGAGAAAGGAAAAAUUCAGUCUUCAACAGGCUUAUUGCAGAUUUGCCAUCUUUCAUCCAUCAGCAAGAUCAAGUCCUUUGCGUCCAGAUUCUCUUCUAAGGAUGUUCCAGUUCAUGUUCUGGUCAACAUUUCUGGAUUGAUGGAGCACAAACAGGUCACCACAUCUGAAGGAUUUGAGUUGAACUUUGCUGUAAAUGUAUUGGGGACUUAUGCCACAACGGAAUUAUUGUUGCCUUUGCUAGAGAAAGCUGCACCUGAUCACUGCUCCCUUGACCAGUGAUUUUUUCUUCCUCUUCUCUACCCAUUCCUAAACCUCUUGAUACUGCUUUAGUUCAAUUAGUGGAUGCUUAUGAAACUCCCCUUUGAUUGUGAACUGCAGUUUAGUGAUGGAAAAGUUGAUGGGGGUAGAGCAAUACUCUAAGAAGAAGCGAGUUCAGGUCAGUUAAGUUGAUAGCUUUUUCACUGCCGGAAUUUAUUAAGAAAGUUCUUAUUCUUUUUUGCUGAUUAAUAUUUUACAUAUUACAUUAGUGUGGUAAUGUAUUGCCAGUAAUUCAACUAAAUUAAAUGGCCUGCAUCUAACUUAUCUAAUUUAGAUUAAGAAAACAAAAUAUUGUAGAUUGCUUGCUAGAUCAGCAUUCUAAUUUAUCUUGGUUUUACAUCAACAUGUAGCAGAAAUAUACACAUGCAGUUUGUCUUAGGCUUUUCCUCGAUGUUCAUUGAAGGCUUUUAUUGUCUAUUUUGGUGUAAAUGUCAAUAUGAUGUAUGAUUUUCAUUUACUGAACUUCAAUGCAAUA
Molecule: messenger RNA, 1042 nt
Organism: Durio zibethinus
Lineage: Eukaryota; Viridiplantae; Streptophyta; Magnoliopsida; Malvales; Malvaceae
Source: RefSeq, a predicted model, not a curated record